Porites evermanni is the source of this 972-nucleotide messenger RNA. The record is from the annotation of a GenBank genome assembly. NCBI's taxonomy places the organism in Eukaryota, Metazoa, Cnidaria, Anthozoa, Scleractinia, Poritidae.
AUGAACACAACAGCGAAUGGAUCGAACCUUUCGGUAUGUAGCAGUCUGAUAAACGCAUCGGCGUCGAAAAUUGGGCAAACCAUUGGUUCUAGUCUGAUCCUUGGCUUUUCCCUUUUCGGAAAUUCGAUCAUCGGAUUAACUGUUUAUAAAACGCCAACCUUGAGGAAACCCAUAAAUUAUUUGAUCGCAAACAUGGCCAUAUCAGACAUGCUGAUGCCAUUUUUCACGAUUCCUCUGCAUCUUGCAGAGAUCCAUUCUGGCGGCUGGCCUACUGGUGGUCUUCUUGGCCAUGCCCUGUGCAAACUUGUUAUCUACUUAACCCACGUCUCCUUCGGUGUGUCGAGUCAAAGCCUAGUUCUGAUAGCACUUGAUCGCUAUGUCGCCGUGGUUUUCCCACUUCGUUCUCCAUUCAUUAAUCGCAAAUUGUUUCCCUUCUUCAUUCUCGCUACUUGGGUUGUUGCCUUGGCUUUUUUUGCGCCAUAUAUGAUCGUCGCAAAAGUUGAUGAAGGCACGCAGGGGACUUCUUGUUACUUUGAUUGGCAUGGAACCUUCGAAGAAUCCUGGCCCAUUGAGAAUCACUACAUAGUAGUGUUCACAGCGUUUAGUUUUAUCCCCGCAGUCCUUUUGGUCAUUCUGUACUCCAUCAUCCUCAUCAAGCUCAAACUACAGGCGCCUCCAGGUGAGCAGUUGACCAACGCCACAAAACAGCGCGAAAGGAAAAACAGAAAUGUGUUAAGAAUGGCCAUUGCUAUUGUGCUAGCAUUUUUCUUUUGCUCUAUACCUAUCACCACUACACGUUUAAUCACGGUACGUCAACCGGUGGAUAGUUCCAUUUGGUUCAGUUGCGGUUUCUGGUUAUUUAAUGACCUCGCACGCCUCAUUUUCAACACAAACUGUGCUAUAAACCCUCUGAUUUGCCUCAUUUUUAGCAAUAACUAUCGUCAAGGUCUCAAGAGGCUUCUGAAAUGCUAA